Messenger RNA from Oldenlandia corymbosa var. corymbosa, 4351 nucleotides. The record is from the annotation of a GenBank genome assembly. NCBI's taxonomy places the organism in Eukaryota, Viridiplantae, Streptophyta, Magnoliopsida, Gentianales, Rubiaceae.
UGGGAAGGGAUUUCAUUUGUUUUAAGACGGGUGACAAUAUUUAUGUGGGUGGUGAAAAAUGUUUAUCAGUCACGCGCGCGCAAACACACGUAUAAGCAAUUAGUAUCCAAAACCCAGUAAUAACAUAGUAGUAGGAGGUAGUAAUAGUACCAUCAGACAACACAAAGAAGUGUGAUUUUUGGGAAAAACUGGGGAAUGAUUUUUUUUGAAAGGGGGGGGUUGGGGGUGAGUCGAUGAUGAAUAUGAUGAUAAUAACUCCCCUUCUUCUUCUUCUUCUUCCUCUGUUUCAUGGCGGCACCUCCUCCUCCUCCUCCACUCCCUGUGUCCCUUUCUUCCUAUAAGUCUUCCUAAGUCUAACGAAUCAAUCCCUGAAUUUCCCAAUCCCAGGUAGCUCAGUUAAUUACUUAUCCCAAUCAAUAUCCAGUAUCAUCAUCUCCGUCUCUCCCUCUUUUAAUUCCAAUCUCUUUCCCAAUAUCUGCAGCCCCCUACAAAGUCUUUCUAGUUACUACUAGCAUAUUUUUUUAUUUUUUAUUUUUUGGAUAGAAUUAAUUCCCAAUUUUGAUACACCACCACAACUGUCCCUCCCCUCCUUUUUUUUUUUUUUUGGUACCACACACAAUUAUAUAUACAACAAGUAUAUAGCGAUGGCCUUCCCCAACGGUUUAUCCCAAGAUAUGGCUUUGCAACCGCAUUUCUCCGACCACCACCAGUCAUUGCCGGAGCCCGACGACUCCUCUUCCGUCCUCAUUCCUCCCUCUUCCUCCUCUUCUGAUCAUCAUCAUGUGAAUUCUCCCCCUCCUCAACAACACUCCUCCCCACCUACCUGGCUUAACAGCGCCAUUCUCCGUCACCCCUCCACCACCACCCCCACCACCGCCGCCGCCGACGCUAACUUCCUCAAUUUGCACUCCAACCCCUCCCCCGCCGACAACUCCUCCUCCGCCACUCAUCAGUGGCUUUCCCGGUCCAUUUUCACCAGGAACCCAGCUCCCCCAGAGGAUGCCCACCAGCUCUCCUCUAACGAUGACUCCGUCCUAGCUGCCGCCGCCGCCGCCGCCGACGAUUUCAACCACAGUGCCACCGUCACAAAUACCGAAGAAUUGUCUUCCGAGGUCGGCCAAGUGCCGCCGGCUGCUGGCGGAGGAGGAGCUGCUUUCAAUUGGCAGAGUGCACGGUGGAAAGCCGAGGUUCUGGGACACCCUCUGUACGAACAGUUGUUAUCUGCACACGUGGCCUGCCUCAGAAUUGCUACCCCGGUGGAUCAGCUUCCCAGAAUCGAUGCUCAGCUGGCUCAAUCCCACCACCUUGUCGCCAAAUACUCUGCUCUCGCCGGAGGACAACCCCAGCCCAUUCAUUUAGGUGACCACAAAGAGCUUGACCAAUUCAUGACACAUUAUGUGCUGUUGCUGUGUUCAUUCAAGGAUCAACUGCAACAACAUGUGAGAGUUCAUGCAAUGGAAGCAGUCAUGGCUUGCUGGGAAAUUGAACAAUCCUUGCAAUCUUUAACAGGCGUUUCCCCGGGAGAAGGGACGGGGGCAACAAUGUCCGAUGAUGAUGACGAUCAGGCGGACAGUGAUGGGAACUUGUUUGAUGGAAGUAUGGAUGGCCCCGAUAGCAUGGGUUUCGGACCUUUGGUGCCAACAGAGAGCGAGAGGUCAUUGAUGGAGAGGGUGAGACAAGAACUGAAACACGAACUAAAGCAGGGUUAUAAGGAAAAAAUUGUGGAUAUUAGGGAGGAGAUUUUGAGAAAAAGGAGGGCUGGAAAACUCCCUGGCGAUACCACUUCCGUCUUAAAAGCUUGGUGGCAAUCCCAUUCAAAGUGGCCAUACCCUACGGAAGAAGACAAGGCAAGAUUGGUUCAGGAAACAGGGUUGCAACUAAAGCAGAUAAAUAAUUGGUUCAUCAACCAGAGAAAGAGGAACUGGCACAGUAAUCCUUCAUCUUCCACUACCUUGAAGAGCAAACGUAAAAGGUACAAAGUAGUAUGCAAAUUAAAGUAGUUUUAACUUUUGAGUGUUUGAUUCCUCAAACAUAUUGGGAUGAAUCUAUGUGAAAUACAGAUGAAAAGAGCUAGCUGCGAUCAUCACAUUUAAGUAAAAUGGACGACGUAAUCAAGAGAGGCUUGAAGUUGCUUGCAGUCUGGCGAAAUUAUUGGUAAUAAGAAUACUGUACAGGUAACUGUGCUGAAACUGAAAGUAUUGGAACAGCGAACACCAAUAAUGUGAGGAGAUGACAAAUUACCAGCAAUCGAGGCUUAUAUAUAUUUAUAUAUACUUGCUAUGUAGAUGACCAAAAAGCAAGACAUGUAAUGACUCAUGGACUGAUCGUCAUGUGUGAACAGAACUGAACAUCCUUGGCAGUUGGCACUAUACAUCAUUUGAAGCUUUUCCAAUUUGUGAUAAUGUGUUGCAUACGGCACAGGGUUUAUACACUUGAAUAACUAGAGCAAAUCCUCUCUCGCUGGCAGAGACAGGGCCAUAAUUUGGAGAUUCAGUCUUCAAGGUAGCACUCCAGAUCUGUAUUCUUAUUAUAUUAUUAUUUAUUUGAAAACCUGAUUUAUUUGUACCCCAGACUGAAAAUUUUCACAUCACUGUUGUAUAUUGUCUGUCUUAAGGAAUUUAUCAUGUAAUAUAGAACCAAACCAUAUUGCAGAAUGUCAAUGUGCAAUAAUGAAUGUAUGUGCAUGGAUGGUGGCAUUGCCAGUUUAGAUAUUUGAGUAUUACAUGUAUAGAGAGACAUUUAUUAAGAAGUCUUAUUUUGUACCAAAUACAGAACUCUUUUUCUCGAAUUAAACUUGGAACCAGAAAACAUUGCAGAAACAGAUGCUGCGGCCUACCUGGAAAUACAUAAAGUCGGUAUGGAGAACGUUUCACUUGGCACUUCUUUUAUUACAGAGGUAAGACGUACUAACACAACUUACUCAGUAAUGAGAUUGUAAAAAGUGUCUGAAAAAUGCAGAAUGAUCAGCUGUUGUCCAAAAAAACCCGCAUAAACCAACGCCUUUCGUACAAACAAAACACAGCCACAUCAAAAUCAGCACAAUUCAACCAAGACUUGGCGUCGAGUGGGGGAAACCACCAGGGCGGGGGAUACAUCCUCAUACUGGUCAUAUUCAUAGCUUCUUCUCACAAUAUCCGGUGGUGCCAUCCUUGUGGGUGUUAACAAGUUGAUAUUCCUCCUUCCAGCAGCAGUGGAUGAUGACAUGUCUGCAGCGUCAAUGGCUAUGCUAGUAUGGAGCUUGCGAGGGGUUUUUGGUAGGUCAAGGCUCCUCAUUUCCUCCAACUUAUUAUCCCAUGGUUGCAGUGUAGGGGGAUGCUCCUGGUCAACAUGGUGGUCUUCCUCCUCCAAGCUCUUUCUCACCUCAGCAACGGCGGCAGCCUGGGAGGAGGAGGUUACUCCGAGCUGACUAGCUGGCCUAACCAUAAUAGGUGAGUUCCGGAUGGUGGUAGAGCAGGGUGGUAUCAAGGUGAUGGGGUUCCUCCUGGAACCGGGAGGGGACAAAGGUAGGCGUGACGCAAAGCUCCUGACAGGGAAGUCAUGAUCAUAGUGGUCAGAACUAGGGUCGUCAUUGUCUUGGAAAUUAAGGGAGUAGCUGAGGGGAUCAUAGCUGAAAUCGGCUGAUGAAUGCCGCCUGUGCCGACCCAUUCGAGACAUCAAAUUCUUGCACCUGCGAAAACCAAAUUAAAAUUUACAGAGGGUUCAUUCAUCGAUCUCAUUAAUGUUAACUAAGACACAUGCGAAUUUCCAAAGGGUAAGGUACAGAAACACAAAAACAGGAGUGAGUAUUCAACUUGGGAAGGGAAUACAUAUGUGGUUACGUACCUCCCUUUGAGGGAAGAAGGUGAGAGGCGGUGGUUGGAGGGGCUGGGCAUGACGGAGGAUGAGGCGGCAUCAAAGGAGUCAGCCCGUUGGUGGUAACCGGGAUUGAAGCAACAAGACAGGCAUACGGAGGGCUUCUUCCGCCUUGCCCUCAAAGAUAAUGACUCGUAUUCCUCCAUCAUCAUUCUUAUUUCCGGAUUAUACGUAGAUGAUCUGAAAGCCCGACCGGCCCCUUAAUUGGGUUGAUUGAUAAUAAUUAUCAGCCUGAUUACCCCAAAACACAAGCAAGCAAGGAAGCAAGGUGGCCUGCAGGUGUAUAAUAAUUGUUAAAAAAACAAACUACAACGGAAAACAAAAUGGUUGAUCGAGCUAGCUAGCUAGCUGUUCUCCCAUAUAUAUACAUAUAUAGAAAGCAAGAAAGAAAGAAGAAGAAGAAGAAGGAGGAGGAGGUGGGGCGUUUUCCUUGAAUUUAGUUUCAACUUUACAGAGUACGUAAAUGUUAACCAAUGCAAUGAAUGAAAGCGAAUUUCGG